AGUAACUAUGCUUAUUUCUCUUACCGGCAGCUGAAAUCACAGGGCAAGGGAGCUGGUGGGGAAGACCACAUUAUGCUGGACAUUUAUGCUAUUGAAGAGCUUCGGGAAAAGAGUAUGGAGGCAACAGAUGAUUCCCCAAAGUAUAAUUACCAUUGGGACUCCAGUGGGAGCUAUGCAUUUGAGAGUGCAGUGGCGACAGUGAUGGCUCUGCGCAGGGAUAAGAUGUUCGUGCAAGAGGUGUCCACAGGCCAGGAGUGUGGAGUCGUGCUGGACAAGACCUGUUUCUAUGCUGAGCAAGGAGGGCAGAUCUAUGACGAAGGCUACCUGGUGAAGGUUGAUGACAGCAGUGAAGACAAAACCGAGUUUACAGUGAAGAACACUCAGGUGCGAGGCGGGUAUGUGCUACACAUAGGAACUAUUUAUGGCAACCUGAAAGUGGGGGAUCAGGUCCGGCUGUUUAUUGAUGAGCCCCGACGGAGACCUGUCAUGAGCAACCACACAGCUACCCACAUUCUGAACUUCGCCCUGCGCUCUGUGCUUGGGGAAGCUGACCAGAGAGGUUCCCUGGUGGCUCCUGACCGUCUUCGGUUUGACUUCACUGCCAAGGGAGCCAUGACCACCCAACAGAUCAAGAAGGCUGAGGAGAUUGUUAACGAGAUGAUUGAGGCAGCCAAGCCCGUCUACACCCAGGAUUGUCCCCUGGCAGCAGCUAAAGCCAUUCAGGGCCUGCGGGCUGUGUUUGACGAAACUUAUCCUGACCCUGUGCGAGUCGUCUCCAUUGGGGUCCCAGUGUCUGAGCUGUUGGAUGACCCCUCCGGUCCUGCUGGCUCACUCACUUCUGUUGAGUUCUGUGGGGGAACGCACCUGCAGAAUUCAAGUCACGCGGGAGCUUUUGUGAUUGUGAAUGAAGAAGCUAUUGCCAAGGGCAUCCGGAGGAUUGUGGCUGUCACAGGUGCUGAAGCCCAGAAGGCCCUCAGGAAAGCGGAAAGCUUGAAGAAAUCUCUCUCUGUCAUGGAGGCCAAAGUGAAGGCCCAGACUGCACCAAACAAGGACGUGCAGAAGGAGAUUGCUGACCUUGGUGAGGCCCUGGCCACUGCAGUCAUCCCCCAGUGGCAGAAGGAUGAAUUCCGGGAGAAUCUCAAAUCCCUGAAGAAGAUCAUGGAUGACCUAGACCGGGCUAGCAAAGCCGAUGUCCAGAAGCGAGUCUUGGAGAAGACAAAGCAGCUCAUUGACAGCAAUCCCAACCAGCCCCUCGUCAUCCUGGAGAUGGAGAGCGGCGCCUCAGCCAAGGCCCUGAACGAAGCCUUGAAGCUCUUCAAGACACAUUCUCCUCAGACGUCUGCCAUGCUCUUCACAGUGGAUAAUGAGGCUGGCAAGAUCACAUGCUUGUGUCAAGUCCCCCAGAAUGCAGCCAACCGGGGCCUGAAAGCCAGUGAGUGGGUGCAGCAGGUGUCAGGUCUGAUGGAUGGCAAAGGUGGUGGCAAAGAUGUGUCUGCCCAGGCCACAGGCAAGAACGUGGGCUGCCUACAGGAGGCGCUGCAGCUGGCCACUUCCUUUGCCCAGCUCCGCCUGGGAGAUGUGAAGAAUUGAGGGGAGGGGCAGCUUCCACUGGGAAGCAUCUCCCCCACACUCGGAAGCAUCCGUCCAGCUAGGAGCUGUCCACCCACCACAGGAACAUUUGAAUUUUGGGACCUUUAAAUAGCCCCACUCUGUCCUCCUAACCCAGCAGUAACUGGAACUAACUUGGGUGUGGCCUGUGACUCAAUGCCUAUGUUACAUUUCUGCCUGGAGCCCUACACAGCAGCGCCAUCUGUCUAGAACCACUAUCCUAGGAUUGCUAUUUAUCAUCGUCAUGCUCGUGUCUAUAGAUAGUUCUCUGCAGACCCGAUGCUGUGGGUCUGCAGGAAGGAAUGAUUUUUGCUGCAGAGAAUAAAAGGACCACGUGCAAUA
Molecule: messenger RNA, 1950 nt
Organism: Hipposideros armiger (great roundleaf bat)
Lineage: Eukaryota; Metazoa; Chordata; Mammalia; Chiroptera; Hipposideridae
Gene: AARS1
Product: alanyl-tRNA synthetase 1
Exons: 11
Biological process (GO): alanyl-tRNA aminoacylation
Cellular component (GO): mitochondrion
Molecular function (GO): alanine-tRNA ligase activity; nucleic acid binding; aminoacyl-tRNA deacylase activity
Source: RefSeq, a predicted model, not a curated record